This is a messenger RNA of Guyanagaster necrorhizus, 1219 nucleotides long. RefSeq lists its product as uncharacterized. The record is from RefSeq and is a predicted model, not a curated record. The transcript has 20 exons. Bases 151 to 1185 code for a protein of 344 amino acids. Lineage: Eukaryota; Fungi; Basidiomycota; Agaricomycetes; Agaricales; Physalacriaceae.
CAAUAUCAGCCUAGCACGAAUCAAACCUUGAAACUCUUCCUCCGCGUUCGGGUUCCACGUGCUAUUGUUUUUUUGACGCGACCCUGGGACAACACGGUAUUUAAGGAUAUAAAGUCUUCACUCCGCCAGGACCCUGUAUUUGCUCUGACCAUGUCGACUGACACCUCGACCACGUAUGGUGCGGUGGCCAUCGGCGCGCUCUCCGCCUCUUUACUAUCUGGCGCGGUGGCCAUCCAAACGAUCCUCUAUUACAAGCUCUAUCCCUCCGAUUCCGUCAGAGUCAAAAUACUCGUCUUCGCCGUAUGGCUGCUCGAUACCAGCCAUACAGGCUUCGUCUGGACAUCGCUAUGGUACAUGGUCAUCGGCCACUACGGUAAUAUCAACGUCAUACCUUGGAGCAUCGCGGUGACCAUCGUGAUUACGGCCGUCCUGACGUUUCUAGUCCACUGUUUCUUUGCAUAUAGGAUAUUCAUGCUUAGCAAACGAAAUUGGUUUCUUAUAUGUCCUAUAAUGAUCCUGGCGGCAUUCCGUCUCGCUUCUGCUUGCGUUACGACAUCAGAAAUGAUACGUCUAAAAACGUACUCUACAUUCAAAGAAGACUUUCGAUGGGUGUUCACACUAGGCCUCGCCCUAUCCUCCACAGUAGACAUCCUGAUCACCGGAUCCCUCUUCGGUCUCCUGCACACAAGCCGCUCAGAAGCUGAGAACCUUAACGCCGUCAUAGAUUCCCUAAUAUUAUACACCUUCGAAACAGGAUCUCUUACAUGCGCGGCAACUAUCAUCGACAUGAUAUGCGUGAGUCCUCCCUCCCUCCCCUCCCUCUCCACAUCCCGCGCCGCCCAUCCUGAUAUCAUCGACUCACGACAGUGGCUCACGAUGUCGUCGAACCUCAUUUUCAUGGGUGUGCAUUUCGUCAUCGGUAAACUAUAUGCCAACUCGCUAUUAGUAACGCUGAAUACACGCCGUGGUCUGCGGAGAGGACAGACGUCUUCGUUUGGUCGGACGGGAAGUGCGAUACUCCUCGAUAGUCGUCGACCUCGUGUGGCAGACCUGAACGUCGCUAAACGCGCAGAGCUUCAGAUUAGCGUGGAGCGUAGCGUGCACUACUCGACGGACUGUAACGUCAAGCUGGGACCGAGGUACAUGACGAGUCAGGAGAGUAUCAGUAUGGAGGGUGUAAGGUAACUUUGUGAUGUAGACGUCUUCUCUGCGUGUUCCG